CCAUUUUGGCUCAAGCCAGCUUGGGGCUCAAGGUCAUACUGCACCUGUAGCCUAUUUUCGUCGCCGUCACCGCGAAGGCAUCAGGUUACCCCCAAGAUGACGCUGGCAAAGAGCGGGCGUCUUAGGCUGAUGUGCCGCAAGACGGAGCUCUGCCGCUUCUUCCAGAAGGGCGCGUGCAAGCGCGGAUCGGCGUGCGAUUUCGCCCACGAGGAGCACGACUUGCGGGAAAAGCCAAACCUCCAACGUACGAAGCCGUGCCCCACGGUGGCUGAAGGCCUGAGCUGCGAGGAUCCGAACUGCCCCUUUGCCCACUACGCCGGUGAGGCCCGCAAGUUCAAACCGCACCUGCCCGUUGUGGAUCAAGACGUCUCUGUGAAGACGAAGAAGAGAUCAGGCCGAGUCUUCCAGGAGGGGAACUACCUCAGCAACUGCAGCACGGCCGCCUCGCUCAGCGGCGGGCAGGCAACCUCCGACGCGAGCAGCGACUGUACGGUCGGCCUCAACUGUGACCUCGACGGAGGCAAGGGCAGCCUCACGCUGGGCUUCGACAACUUCAAAGCAGAAGCCGGCUGGAGCCGCCAGACCACCAAGUGCUCCGACAGCAGCUUCGGCCGCCAGAUCUCCGACAGCGGCUUCGACCGCCAUCUGUCCAUGUGCUCGGAAGGCGAGCAGCGCCCAGAGCAGCUCAAGUGCCACAAGAAGUACAAGACGCGCAUGUGCUCUUUCUACCUGAUGGGGAAAUGCCGGAAGGACGACUGCACCUUCGCCCACGGCCACCACGAGCUGAACACACCCGCUGGGAGCAAGGAGUCCUCGCGCGCCGGCAGCAAGGAGAGCUCGCGCGCAGGCAGCAAGGAGACCUCGCGCGCCGGUAGCAAGGAGUCCUGCUGCGGCGGCCCGGGGAGCCGCCGCCCCGAGCAGGCGCUGGCCGCGCCGCCGCAAUUCUGGCCGCCGCCGCCCACGGGGAGCACUUCCGAGGGCGCCUCGUCGGAGCACGAGCCGGGCAGUCCGGGGCAGCAGCCGCCCUCCGAGGGCGACGCGUGGGCGCCGUCCGCGGCCGAGCUCGAGGCCGAGCAGGAGGCGGAGUGCCAGCUGAUCGUGCAGAACACGUUCUUCACACUCGUGGUGAGCAGCACUCCGAAGGAAUUCCAGCGCUCGUCGUCCACUCCUCCUGGGAAGUGA
Messenger RNA from Prorocentrum cordatum, 1182 nucleotides. The record is from the annotation of a GenBank genome assembly. NCBI's taxonomy places the organism in Eukaryota, Dinophyceae, Prorocentrales, Prorocentraceae.